Drosophila ananassae is the source of this 2774-nucleotide messenger RNA. It is a transcript of the gene Wnt2, whose product is annotated as protein Wnt-2. Lineage: Eukaryota; Metazoa; Arthropoda; Insecta; Diptera; Drosophilidae. The transcript has 5 exons. Bases 1474 to 2532 code for a protein of 352 amino acids. Gene Ontology annotation, molecular function: cytokine activity; frizzled binding. The record is from RefSeq and is a predicted model, not a curated record. Gene Ontology annotation, cellular component: extracellular region. Gene Ontology annotation, biological process: multicellular organism development; positive regulation of JNK cascade; neuron differentiation.
AUAACAACCCCGCAGCUAAAAAACAAAAAAUUUCAAGCGAGUCGGACGUGCUGCGGAUGAAUUCGAUUCAGAAAAAGGAGGCUUUUGAAUCUUGGCGCGGGUUUCCGGCGAAAAUAUCGAAAUACGAAAUAAAAACGAAACGUGCGAAACGAAGUGCGAAACUAAAAAAUAUUAAGUAGUUUAAAAUACUUAUAGAUAGUGCUAUAAUACAAGUGCAAUAAACAAGGAUAAAAUCGAAGGAUAAAUAAAAUAGAAAGAUACUUCUCUAUCUAAAGAUACUUCUCUUCUCUAUAACUAAUAAAAUAUACAUUUUAUUAAAAAUCACACCAAAAACGACAGUCGGGAAAUACGAAAUCCCAUCUGGACACCCUCGUAUCCAUCCACCUCUCCAAGAUCGAUCGAUCAGGCGAUCUCACAUCGAUCUAUAGGUGUUCCUGCACCGUUUGUCGGCUCGGACUUUUAAUUGCGUCACUAAUGAGCUGCAUUUAUGUUAAUCUCCGCACUCGGGACGUCUAAGCGUUGCAUGACACAAAGAUCCAAAAGAUUGAGAAGGAUCCCGUCUUUCGGCGCUUCUUUUGGAUUUUCGAUUUUGGUUUUUUUUUUUUUGGUAGUUUUCACCUGCUGAGCCGUUUAUGGUUAUUGCCGCAAUUCCGUUGUGACAGUCGGAGGCGCUUUAUCAUAAAUUAAAAAGUCGUGUUGUCGGAAAGGGACAGACAGACAGUCAGAGAGAAUCGGACAAUCGGACCAGCGGACAAGCGGACACCUGGACGGACAGUCCCCGCCCCCGUUUGGCGGUCCAACUGAUGGAUGAUGAUGCCGCUGAUGGCAGUUUCGGCUUUGAGUUAUGGCCGGUUAUGGCCAAGCCGGAGAUUUGCAUGAAUGAAACGUAAACGCACGCGCUGAUAAACGAGCUCCAUCUCCAUCUCCGCUUUUUGGUGAUCCGAUCUUGGUGCUCUCGCGAUGACUUAAUUGAAACGCCGCUGGCUGAAGCAGCAGAAGGUGUUAAUUAGCAUACGAACAAAUCAACAACAACAAGAAUGAAUAAAACUUACCCCAGCCUCAUCCAUCCGUCGUGUAUUUUAUAGUUUGUAUUUUGUGUCCAAGUAUUUUUUUUCGUCGUUUUCGGAUUGUAUUUCGGUUCGAUCUUCCUCGCCGUGGAAGUAUUAAGUGCUGCCGUCUGCUUUUUUCGGAUCAUUAAUAACAAAACAGAGGCAUUAGUUUACUUUUCAAUAGAGUGACUCCUUGUGGACCCUCUCUCGAUCUUGAGGGUUUCCUAUGGCACUGUUUUAAUGUGUAAAAAUACAAAAAGCAGUGUGGUAACAACUGUGUUUGGAAAUUGGACUCCCGGUAGCAUAUUUGUGCAAAGCUCAGCGAAUAGAAAUUAAGUCCCAAAUGGGUAUUCAGAUUUUUAGUGCGAAUAGAAUAUGAUGAUAGUGGCAGCUGUACUGUCUCGGCUCUCCGAUUUGCAUCGUCAUGUGGAAAAUACAUAACAAGCUCUUAAUCUACAUACUCUGGAUUAUGGAAAUAAGAUUAGUGUCCAGCUUUACAUCCGCCAUGCUCUGCGCCCGGAUACCGGGCCUCACGCCGGCCCAGCGUCAUAUGUGCGGCGAGAUGCCCGACGCUCUGAUCGCCCUGGGCGAGGGCCACCAGCUGGGCGCCCAGGAGUGCCAGCACCAGUUCCGGGGCCACCGCUGGAACUGUUCGGAGGUGUGGCAGCGUAAUGUCUUUGCCCAUGUUAUACCCACAGCUUCACGUGAGGCGGCCUACACCUAUGCGAUAGCCAGUGCCGGAGCGGCAUAUGCGGUGACUGCCGCCUGUGCCCGUGGCAACAUCUCCACCUGCGGCUGCGAUGUGCGGCACAAGACCGCACCCGUAGCUGAAGGAGCACCGGAAGAGCCCUGGAAGUGGGGCGGUUGUUCGGCAGAUGUGGAUUUCGGAAUGCGGUAUGCGAGAAGAUUCAUGGAUGCCCGGGAACUAGAGCGCGAUUCAAGAACGCUAAUGAAUCUACACAACAAUCGAGCAGGGAGAACGUUGGUGAAGAAAAUGCUUCGCACAGACUGCAAGUGCCAUGGCGUAAGUGGAUCCUGUGUGAUGAAGACCUGCUGGAAGAGCCUGCCGCCUUUCCGGCUGAUCGGCGACAAGCUGAUGCAAAAAUAUCAAAAAGCCAAAACUGUUCAAGCCGUCAAAGGCAAACGUGGACUGAGAUUAGUAAUAAGCAGAAAGAAGCACACUGGAGUAGCUCGUGCCCCGAAACCGGUGCUCCAUUGGCCAAAGCGGAUGGAACUGAUCUAUCUGGAGGCGUCACCCAAUUACUGUGAGCGUAGCCUGCAGGCGGGCAGCCAGGGCACCGCCGGAAGGAUCUGCCAGCACGGUGGCCACGGCCCGCAGAGUUGCGACCUCCUAUGCUGUGGGCGUGGCCACAACACGCAGCACAUCCGGGUGACGAAGCAGUGCCGCUGCCAGUUCCGAUGGUGCUGCGAGGUGAAGUGCGAUGAAUGCGACGAGAGCUACGAGGAGUUCACCUGUAAAUAGAGCCAAGAAGGAGUAGCCACGCCCAGCCGGAACCCUGAGCUAGUAUUAGAGCUAUGUCAUAGGAAAUGCGUUUAUUAAGUAUUAUGAGAAAUGUAUUACACUCACAACAGACACACCACAAGCUACAAUGCAGACACAUUCCACACUUGGAGUAACCAGUUAACCAUGUACACUAUUUUCGAAAUAAAACACAACUAUCUUAAAAACUAUUAAAUAAAUUCAAAAAUAAAAUGAACAAGAAA